This is a messenger RNA of Arabis nemorensis, 1089 nucleotides long. The record is from the annotation of a GenBank genome assembly. NCBI's taxonomy places the organism in Eukaryota, Viridiplantae, Streptophyta, Magnoliopsida, Brassicales, Brassicaceae.
AUGCAUUUUCCUCUUGUUUCGGCUUGGAACAAGAGAAGGAGAAGCAAAUCCUAUGAUACGGAUCCAUGGGUCUACAGAGCAGCUGAGUGCUGGCAAAUCAAUGAUCAAGCACCGUCUCAGCCAAGGAAACGGAGAUACGGGUCAUCAGUUUAUACCCUCAAGGAAAUGGAGGAGGCCACAAGUUUCUUCAGUGAUGAGAAUCUGCUCGGUAAAGGAGGCUUUGGCCGAGUUUAUAAAGGCACUCUAAAAACAGGAGAGGUUGUUGCGAUCAAGAAGAUGGAUUUACCUCCGUUUAAAAAGGCUGAUGGAGAACGAGAAUUUCGUGUGGAGGUGGAUAUCUUGAGCAGACUUGACCAUCCAAAUCUGGUCUCUUUGAUUGGCUACUGCGCUGAUGGAAAACAACGGUUCCUAGUAUAUGAAUAUAUGCAAAACGGAAACCUGCAAGAUCAUUUAACUGGAAUAAAAGAAGCAAAAAUAAGCUGGCCGGUAAGGCUCAGAAUUGCACUUGGAGCAGCAAAAGGACUCGCGUAUCUCCAUUCAAGUUCUGCUGUUGGGAUUCCAAUUGUUCACAGAGAUUUCAAAUCCACCAAUGUGCUACUAGACUCCAACUAUAACGCAAAGAUAUCUGACUUUGGACUAGCAAAGUUGAUGCCAGAGGGAAAGGAAACUUGUGUGACAGCAAGAGUUCUCGGAACAUUCGGCUACUUCGACCCAGAAUAUACAUCGACAGGCAAACUUACUUUACAAAGCGACAUAUAUGCAUUUGGGGUUGUGCUGCUAGAACUACUUACUGGACGCAGAGCAGUUGACUUAACUCAGGGCCCAAAUGAACAGAACCUGGUGCUACAGGUUAGGAAUAUACUGAAUGAUAGAAAGAAAUUGCGUAAGGUUAUAGAUCCCGAGCUGCCUCGGAAUUCAUACAGCAUGGAAGCUAUAGCCAUGUUUGCUGAUCUGGCAUCACGGUGCAUCCGUAUAGAGAGCAGCGAGCGACCUUCGGUAAUGGAUUGUGUCAAGGAACUGCAACUAAUUAUCUACACAAACUCGAAGGGUGGUUUGGGUGGGACGAUUCCUACAUUCAGAAGGCUCUAG